AUGCUCUACAACGAGUCCCCGGAUACGCUCUUCCAGCCAAAGAGCGCGGUUGAUCCGACAGGCUAUGGCAAAGUCGCUCUCGUGACGGGCUGCGGUUCGGGCAUUGGACUUGCAACCACGCAGCUACUCCUGGCGCAUCAGUUCCAAGUCUGCGGGCUCGACAUCAACGCAUUCGACUACGACCUGCUGCGGCUCGCGGACCAUGGCCGUUUUCACUUUCACAAGGGCGACCUCACGGCGCCGGGGGCAUGCGAGGAGGGCGUGCGGAUCUGCCUUGCGACGUUUGGAUCAAACAUCGACGUUCUGGUCAACGUUGCCGGCGUCAUGGACAACUUCAGCAGUGCGGAUGGCGUGUCUGACGAGAUGUGGGCGAGGGUGCUGGAGACAAAUCUCACUGUGCCAGUCAGGAUGAUGCGCGCUGUUAUUCCCUUUAUGAGGGCAAAGCAGGACGGUGUGAUCAUCAACGUGGCGUCGACGGCGGCGCUCAGUGGUGCCAUCGCGGGUAUAGCAUAUACGGCAUCCAAGCACGGAUUGCUUGGAGCGACAAAGAACGUUGCCUGGAGAUUUCGCAACGAGGGGAUCCGCUGCAACGCCAUCCUGCCGGGCUCGAUCGAUUCCGCUAUCGGCAAGGCGAUUGCAGAGGGCGGAAAGGAGAGCUGGGACGCGAGCGCUUACGCAGAGGUUGCGCCUGUCCAUGCGUUACAAACCAAGUCACGCAAGAUAACGCCUCUCGAGGUGGCCAAGACGGUUGUAUUUCUCGCCAGCAACGAGGCAAGGACGAUCAACGGCGUCAGCUUACCAGUUGAUCAGGCAUGGAGCGUAGUCUGA
Phaeoacremonium minimum UCRPA7 is the source of this 828-nucleotide messenger RNA. RefSeq names its product putative short-chain dehydrogenase reductase sdr protein. The record is from RefSeq and is a predicted model, not a curated record. NCBI's taxonomy places the organism in Eukaryota, Fungi, Ascomycota, Sordariomycetes, Togniniales, Togniniaceae. Bases 1 to 828 code for a protein of 275 amino acids. The transcript is spliced from 4 exons.